Anolis carolinensis (green anole) is the source of this 4579-nucleotide messenger RNA. RefSeq names its product signal transducer and activator of transcription 3 (gene stat3). Bases 165 to 2486 code for a protein of 773 amino acids. Gene Ontology annotation, molecular function: RNA polymerase II cis-regulatory region sequence-specific DNA binding; DNA-binding transcription factor activity, RNA polymerase II-specific. The transcript has 24 exons. Gene Ontology annotation, biological process: leptin-mediated signaling pathway; growth hormone receptor signaling pathway via JAK-STAT; cell surface receptor signaling pathway via JAK-STAT. NCBI's taxonomy places the organism in Eukaryota, Metazoa, Chordata, Lepidosauria, Squamata, Anolidae. The record is from RefSeq and is a predicted model, not a curated record.
CCCUCAGAGCGCGGAGGCCAUUGGCCGGCGGCAGAGGGGGCGGGACUCCCCGGGAGCCAGCAGCUGGGGCAGGGCUUGCAGAGCGAGACAGGCGCUGGGGAAGGAGAGCCAGCGGAAGGGAGAGCGGCCCCGGCGGAGGGGAUUCACAAGAGUCAGCUGCCAAGAUGGCGCAAUGGAACCAACUUCAGCAGCUGGACACACGGUAUUUGGAGCAGCUCCAUCAACUCUACAGUGACAGCUUUCCAAUGGAAUUGAGGCAGUUCCUUGCACCCUGGAUUGAGAGCCAGGACUGGGCUUAUGCCGCCAGUAAGGAGUCCCAUGCCACACUGGUGUUUCACAACCUCUUGGGAGAAAUUGACCAGCAGUACAGCCGCUUUCUUCAAGAAUCCAAUGUUCUCUAUCAGCACAAUUUGCGCCGGAUCAAGCAAUUUCUGCAGAGCCGGUACCUGGAAAAGCCUAUGGAGAUUGCCCGCAUCGUGGCUCGUUGCCUCUGGGAGGAGAACCGUCUGCUGCAAACAGCAGCAACAGCGGCUCAGCAAGGUGGACAGGCGAACCACCCUACAGCUGCAGUUGUGACAGAGAAGCAGCAGAUGCUGGAGCAACACCUUCAAGAUGUGAGGAAGAGAGUGCAGGACCUCGAGCAAAAGAUGAAGGUGGUAGAAAAUCUCCAGGAUGACUUUGACUUCAACUACAAGACUUUGAAGAGUCAAGGAGACAUGCAGGAUCUGAAUGGCAAUAACCAAUCAGUGACCCGACAAAAGAUGCAGCAGCUGGAGCAAAUGCUGACAGCGCUUGAUCAAAUGCGGAGGGGGAUUGUGAGUGAGCUGGCUGGACUCUUGUCUGCUAUGGAGUAUGUGCAAAAGACACUGGUGGAUGAGGAACUGGCAGACUGGAAAAGGAGGCAACAGAUUGCAUGUAUCGGUGGUCCACCCAAUAUCUGCCUCGAUCGCCUGGAGAAUUGGAUAACAUCACUGGCUGAAUCACAGCUUCAGACACGUCAACAGAUCAAGAAGCUGGAGGAGCUCCAGCAGAAGGUCUCAUACAAAGGUGACCCCAUCGUACAACACCGGCCUUUACUGGAAGAACGCAUUGUGGAAUUGUUCCGUAACCUCAUGAAGAGUGCUUUUGUAGUGGAGCGGCAACCUUGUAUGCCCAUGCAUCCGGAUCGCCCAUUGGUUAUCAAAACAGGGGUACAGUUCACAACAAAAGUGCGAUUGCUGGUUAAGUUUCCAGAGCUCAACUACCAGCUGAAAAUCAAAGUCUGCAUUGACAAGGAUUCUGGUGAAGUGGCUGCCCUUCGGGGAUCCCGAAAGUUUAACAUCCUGGGCACAAACACAAAGGUGAUGAACAUGGAAGAAUCUAACAAUGGUAGCCUCUCUGCAGAAUUCAAGCACUUGACGUUGCGGGAACAAAGAUGCGGUAAUGGUGGAAGAGCAAACUGUGAUGCCUCUCUCAUUGUCACAGAAGAGCUCCAUCUCAUCACCUUUGAGACAGAAGUUUACCACCAAGGGCUGAAGAUUGACCUCGAGACCCACUCGCUUCCUGUAGUGGUGAUCUCCAACAUUUGCCAGAUGCCAAACGCUUGGGCGUCGAUCUUGUGGUACAACAUGCUGACAAACAACCCCAAGAAUGUGAACUUCUUCACCAAACCGCCAAUUGGCACGUGGGACCAGGUUGCAGAGGUGCUUAGCUGGCAGUUCUCCUCAACUACCAAACGAGGACUCAGCAUAGAACAGCUGACAACGCUUGCUGAAAAACUCCUUGGGCCAGGCAUAAAUUAUUCUGGAUGUCAGAUAACUUGGGCAAAGUUCUGUAAGGAGAACAUGGCAGGCAAAGGCUUCUCUUUCUGGGUCUGGCUGGACAACAUCAUUGACCUGGUGAAGAAGUACAUCCUGGCACUCUGGAAUGAAGGAUACAUCAUGGGAUUCAUCAGCAAAGAGCGGGAACGAGCCAUCUUGAGCACAAAACCCCCUGGAACCUUCCUGUUGCGUUUCAGUGAGAGCAGCAAGGAAGGUGGGAUCACCUUCACAUGGGUGGAGAAGGACAUCAGCGGAAAGACCCAAAUCCAGUCAGUGGAGCCAUAUACCAAGCAGCAGCUCAACAGCAUGUCCUUUGCCGAGAUUAUCAUGGGCUACAAGAUCAUGGAUGCCACCAACAUCCUUGUGUCCCCACUUGUUUACUUGUACCCGGAUAUCCCCAAGGAGGAGGCCUUUGGAAAAUACUGUCGCCCUGAGAGCCAGGAACACCCCGAAGCCACUGACCCAGGUACAGGUACUGCUCCAUAUCUGAAGACCAAGUUCAUCUGUGUGACCCCAACAACCUGCAGCAGUACCAUUGAACUGCCCAUGUCUCCCCGCACACUCGAAUCCCUGAUCCCUUUUUGCAGUAAUGGGGAGGGAGCUGAAGGAAAUGCCAGUGGCCAGUUUGAGUCACUGCAAGUCUUCGAUAUGGAGAUGGCUGGCGAUUGUGCCAACUCGCCCAUGUGACUGGCCCAACCAGGGCAACUGACCAGCUCUGGCUUCCUGGCAUGAAACGUCUCCUUCUCUUGCACCACUGUGGAGCCUCCCUCAGCUAGGCUCUGCUCCAGUGGGAGAUGCUUGAUCCUGGUUUCUCUUGUAGCCACUCAAGUGCCUCCUUGCUGGUGGCUCAUUGCCUGAGCCUCUUGGCUUGAGGAAGGGCCCUUCCCUUUAAUGUUAGUAGGGAUUUACCCCCUUCUCCGCAAAAGUAUUUUUCUUUUUAUAUAAAAGUUAGAUUACGGGGUGUCUUAUUUUGCUAGAUCAAGUGCCUCUUCAUACCCACACCCUUGGCAGUACUUCUUGGUCUCCUGUCUUUGUUUGCUUGCAUGCUGUGAAAGGCUUAUUCCUCCAGCUGGUAGUCACAUCCAGAUGUUUUCUCAGUAUUCAAGCAAAAGGUUGUGCUAAAGAGGCAGGCAGAAUGCUCUCUGCUGAGCACAGGGUGGGGAUGGGCAAUAAAUAGGAUUGCUUCUUAAAAAUAAGUGCAAUUUUGUUUUGUACAUUGUUGGUUUUUAAAAUUUCCCAAAUGAACAUAAACCUAAGACAACAGUCCUACAAAGUGAAAUGACUAUGAGUCCACAGAGCCUACAUUGGCUUGGUCACCUUGGACUUUGAAGAUGGUGGGUAACUAGUAUUUGGAAGUAUGUAUUUUUCAAACCCCUAAGCGACUUGAGCCAUACUGAUGGGGAACAGUGGCCAAAAGAAGGAUGCUCAGAUUCAUAACCAUAUAAUACAAAAUUGACUGAGUAAUAUCCCAAGGAUUGACAAGCAUAUUCAUGGCAGAACUAUGAUUGGAAUCCAAGCCAUUCAGCAGAAAGUCCAAAUUUCUAUAUAAUAUUUCUCUCUGCUGUCCCUCGGUCUCUCUUUCUCUUUUUGUCUCUCAUGUAAAGUUUCAGAUCUAGGGGACUCUCAUACUUUUAAGGCUUUGAGUCCAGAUAGCGCAACUAGAAUGAAAUAUAAGAGCCUGGUGGCUGGCAGAUGAGUUGUUGGCAUUUGGUUCUAAUUAAUUUUUGUUCUUAUUAUUUAUUUGCACUUUUAUGUUGCCCUGCCAAGAAACGCAGGACAGCAUACCUGUUUUUUCCUUCCCAAACCCAGGCAUGAAUUCCAUUUUAUUCUCACAACAGCCUUGUGAAGCAGCUUUAGCAAAAGUAAGUGGCCCGUGGUUGUCACAUGAGCUUGGUGGUCAAGUGGAGACUUGAACCUUGUCUCCCAAGUAGGUGUUCACCAUUCUAGUCACCACCCUCCACCACCGCUGUAAAUUAGAAGCAAAAGGAGAGCAUAUUGUAAAGGUGGUGUCUCUUUCGAUAUUCCAAUGCUUUGUUGCUUGAGCUAGCCCAGCUUUUUGCCCAGAAGCCUGUAAAUGUGUUGAAUGACAACUCCCAUAAUCCCCUAAACAGCUGGCUGGGGUUAGAGGAAGUAUAGUCCAAGAUGUCUGGAUAUAUACCCAACUAGUAAACUCUGGGUUAGCCAAUUUUUUUUUCUUCAUUUUAUAUCUGCAGCUAUACUGAAGACAUUCUCUGCCCAGUCUUUGUGUUCAGAUCCAUGGCGUUCUCUGUUAUGCCCGUUUCCAUGAUUUGUGGUUCAGUAGUUUAACUCUAGUUGUAACCAGUACUGUGAUAUUAGCACUGGUGUUAGGAACAGAGAAUCUGGAUGCUCUUGGUCUUAUUGUUUUAGUUAUUGGGCUUCAGAUUGCUAUUCCCAUAUGUCUAUGGAAGAGAGUGAUAAAACAAGUUUUUCCUCAGUAUUACUUAGAGGCACGGGCCAUGCUUACUCAGGGUUUCUGGGAGUUAUAGUCCAGCACACCUGGACAGCACCAAAUGUGGGUAGGCUGCUAUAGGGUCUCUAGCUAGUAUACAGUUGCACUGGUUGCUUCUAACCAAAUAGCUUAUUUAUGCCAAAUUCCAUUUUGCAUCAUUCUUCUCUUUGCUCCUUCCCACAUCAUUUUCCUGUUUCUGUAUAGCUAACUGCUCUUAGGAGUAUAACAGUUUAAUUUGUUUUGUAUAUUUUAUUGCUGUAUCUACAGGCCCCACUUUCUCUUAAAUAAAGUCUAAUAUCAUAUUUCUCUG